Molecule: messenger RNA, 1923 nt
Organism: Brettanomyces bruxellensis
Lineage: Eukaryota; Fungi; Ascomycota; Pichiomycetes; Pichiales; Pichiaceae
Exons: 1
Coding region: 1-1923 (640 amino acids)
Source: RefSeq, a predicted model, not a curated record
AUGAGUUCGUUAAUGAUUGCACCUCCAAAUUUGAGUUUGGACAGUACUGAUGCCGAGAAAAUACUAUCUACUCAAAAUGCUUCAAUGCUACUACAUCUUGAUUUGUCCACAUCAGAUAGGCUUCAGUUUGCAAAAGUAUUUGCUAUUAAAGGAAGAAAGCAAGCUGCACUCAGAGAAAUUGCCACUGCAUUAAAAUUAGCAUCGCUCAAAAAUAAGCCACAAACACUUUAUGAGGCUGCAACACUUUUGGGCUCUAUGGGACUUUCUGAACAAGCCCUUUAUUGCUGUUAUGAAGCAAAGGAACAAUUAAAAGCUGGACCACCAAAUAAACUGCUAGAGGUCACGUUUGAAUGUAUUAUUAAGCAAAUUACUGAAGAUAAGAUAAAUCCGUUUCAAGAGCAAACGGACAAACUGACUUUACUGAGAAAACGCGCACAAAAUGAAACUAGAUUACUUGAAAAACUAACAAAUAUUCUUGGGGAUUAUAGAUCCAUAAAUGAUAAUAGUUACGCCUCCAAUGUUGUCAAAUGGUAUGCCCAAUAUUUAAGUAUGGACUUGAAAAUGCAGCAGAUUAAAGAUGGUGCAACCUGGACGUUUUUGGAGAGGGAAUAUUUUGCAAAGCAGCUAGUUCUUAAUAUUUCUGAAUCAGUGACGUCAUCCGCCUUUUAUAGGAACAUUUUAAAUAGCUCUGAAUUGGAAGACAACAUGAUUCUUGUUCGUUAUGGCUUGUCCAUAUCAAAUUCAAAGGCUAAGUUGAUGGAGCAUGUCAACAAUCUCACUGAAUUGUUUAAUGAACUUUGCAGAAAUAAUAUUACGUUUCAAGAAAAGGUUUCUGCAUACUCAUUCGCUACUCAAAACUACUAUCUAAGAGGACUCAGGGAUUAUUAUAAUGGUGAUGUAAGUAAUGCUCUGAAUAGUUUUCAAAAGAUCAGUAAUUUUACGAUGGAAUGGUUUUUCAAUCAACAUAUAGGGGUAGGACUUUCAAGAGCAGAAAAAGAGGUUCAAUUUUCUGUAGAAGCAAUCUCGAUCAAAGUUGCCAGCUCCUCAGCAUGUUUCAUGUUAAUAUGCAUUCUUAAAAUGAUAAGGGGAAACAACUUAAAAGAGGAACUCGAUGGAUAUGAGAACUCGCUUGAGACAAUAUCGAAGACAAUUAAUUGUAUCAUAUACUGGAGCUCACAAGUUGGAAGUAGCUUCAAUCAUAUUGAAAGCUAUAUGGCUUUAGGUAAAGUUCACGAGCUUCUUGCCAUAUUGAAAUCAGAUGAGUUUCAUCUGCAAAACGAACUUUCUUCUUUUAGGCUGGCACUAAAUAAGGAUCACCUUGAAAAAGCCAUCUCCAGUUAUCAGGAUGCCUUAAGAUUCUGCUGCAAAGAUGAUCCUGCAAAGGUGAGACUUUACAAAAGAAUAUUAUGGGCAAUUCUUGCACAUGGUGGAUUGAAAAUGUCAGCCUUCUGGGUGCUGAAAUUUGUGACUGAUCUUUCUUCUCUUGAAAGUGACUGCUCUCUAAUUAGCCAUGAAGAUCAAACGUCUCUUAAUGAGGAUUAUUUCAUGCUUAAUUAUGAUGCUACAUCUAACGUCGAAGCCCUCACUUCAUUAAUUUAUCACCAGCGGACUUCCCUAAUGUCAAUCUGUCGAGCUACCAGUUGUAAGGAAAGUGGAUAUCACACAUCUCUUCCCGAAUUUUUGCUUGACCCAGGUUGCACGCAAAUGUACUCAAAAGAUGAAUCCCAGAAUGAAGCAUUUUCAUUGAUGAGUCCCACCUUCAAAGGAAUAUUAAAGCAUGGAAGUUAUGAAAGGGAGAAAAGGAACUUCAAUUUUACCAAUGACAUAAUGAAAGAUGCCGGAAUCGAUAAAAUGAGCAAGAAGGAUAAAAGUGGACGGAUUGCCAAUUUUAUGAAUACAUACUGCACAUGCAAAUGUCAAUAA